Molecule: messenger RNA, 1602 nt
Organism: Arabidopsis thaliana (thale cress)
Lineage: Eukaryota; Viridiplantae; Streptophyta; Magnoliopsida; Brassicales; Brassicaceae
Product: Surfeit locus 1 cytochrome c oxidase biogenesis protein
Exons: 6
Coding region: 144-1307 (387 amino acids)
Cellular component (GO): membrane; mitochondrial inner membrane
Source: RefSeq, marked reviewed
GUCAUUUAAUUAGUUGGUGCCAUGUGCUAUAUCAGAAAAUAAAACAUUAGUUUAUAUACUUAAUCAGUCCUCGUCGUCGUCGCCAUAUAUAGUAGAUCAAGAAUCUUGGAUGAGACAAAGAGAAGAUCCUGGAGGAGAAAAAGAUGACAAAACUCGUUUCCAAGAUAUUUAAGAGGUUGAUUUCUCAAAGUCAGUACAUGUCUUCUUCUACUACUAGCAAUCUCCCUGCUGCUUCACAAACUUCCAAUCUUGAGAGCCAAUUGCUUUCUUCAGCUCCACCACCCGCAAAGAAGAAAAGAGGGUCAGCGUUGUUAUGGUACUUAGUUGGAUUCACUACUUAUGGUCUCGGUGAGACGUAUAAGUUCCUACAAACACAAGUGUACAAGGAACAUCUUGAUUCUAGAAAACAAUGCUUGGAAAUGAAACCAAUGAAGCUGAAUACAACGAAAGAUUUGGAUGGGUUAGGAUUUCGACGGGUGGUAUGCAAAGGCAUUUUCGAUGAGCAAAGAUCGAUCUAUGUGGGUCCAAAGCCUAGAUCCAUGUCUAAAAGUUCUGAAAUUGGCUUUUAUGUCAUUACACCUCUUUUGCCAAUCCCUAAUGAACCUAAUAGUAUGAAGUCCCCUAUUCUAGUAAAUCGCGGAUGGGUUCCUUCGGAUUGGAAAGAAAAUUCUCUAGAAUCUCUAGGUACUGGUGGUCUUGUUGCUGCUGCAAAAGAGUCAAGAAAAGCUAAUAAACUUCUCUCCUCUCAACAAAGUCUCUUGUCGAAGUUCUGGUACAAGUUGAACAACCCAAUGAUUGUUGAGCAGGACCAAGUCUCUAGGGCUAUGCAUGUGGAAGUGGUGGGUGUAGUUAGGAAAAGUGAAACUCCAGGCAUAUAUACUCUAGUAAAUUAUCCAAGUUCGCUUGCGUGGUUCUACCUUGACGUUCCUAAACUAGCUCUAGCCAUGGGGUUUGGUGAGGACACAAUGUAUAUAGAGAGUACGUACACAGAUAUGGAUGAAAGUAGAACUUAUCCAGUUCCAAGAGACGUUGAGAACUUGACUCGUAGUAAGGAUAUACCACUGGACUAUCACUUGUACACAGUUUUGUGGCACUGGAGUUCCCUGACUUGCUUUAUUAAGGCGUCUUCGAUUUUAAUGCGAAGAUUAACAAAAUCUGAUCCUAUUGGUGUAGAGCCAAUAUUGAUUCCAAUUUCCAUUCUCGUUUUUAUAUGUACCAAGAUAUACAGUCUUCGUAACUUAUUUUGUAAAAUAGACACUAUUGGUGUUGGGUGUGUCACUAAACUCGACACAGGAAAAGUCAAAUGACAUGCCCAAUGAAGUCCAUAAUGAAGGGUGAAUAAGUUCGAAAUCGCGGUUCGGAUUGACUAAGAUCGGUGGCCACCAGAAGAUCGCAGAGAGGAUAUGGAUUGUGAGCUUGAUUAUAAGCAAAGGAGAAGAGAGAUAAAUGGGAUAAUUUUAUUACGAACCAGAACUUUUUGUAUUCAAUCAAUUUUCCCGUAUGUAUUCAUCUCUUAGAAACAUCUCGCAUCUUAAACAUCAUCAUUUGUACUCUUCAUUUGUAUUAUCAGUAAAACAAUGGGAAAAAUGUCAUUUAAUCCUC